AUGGCUUUUCUCGUGGGGUUAAAUGAGUCUCUUACUUCCACACGUGGACAAAUUCUUCUCAUGGAUCCAUUGCAUCAUAUAAACAAGGUUUUUGCCCUUAUUUCUCAAGAAGAGAGGCAGAGGUCCAUUCAUCCUUCACAUAAUGAGGUGCAUAACUCAUUAGCUUUCUCAAUUCGUGGUGAUCAGCCUGCCCAGCGAUCUAUCAAUAAUCAGGCCAAACCACGUUUUUCUUCUUCUUUGCCUCAAAGUAGGUUUUCUGUUAAUCAAGUUUCUGCCAUGGAGUCUCCACUCGAUUAUCCAUCUUCAGGGAGUACUUCUCAACUUUCUCUUGUUUCAUCUGAUCCUGUUUUGGCUAACAUGUCUGCUGCUCAGUGCCAGCAAUUGAUGGCAUAUUUCUCUAAUCAAAUGGCUGCCCAGAAACUGGUUUCUGCUCAGCAGUCUCAUGGUGAUGAGGCUGAAGACAAGUUCUUGAAGAAGAUUGGCAAGGGUAGCAAAAUUGAUGGCUUAUAUGUUCUUCAGCCUUACAAUGUUUCUACUGAUAUUUUUUGUAAUAAAAUUCCUGCCAUUGUUUGGCACAAUAGACUUGGGCAUAUUCCUCAGUUGAAGUUAGAUCUUCUGUCUACUAAAUUUUCCUUAGCCAUGGAUAAGUCUAAGAGCAAUUCUUGUUGUUAUAUUUGUCCAAUGGCUAAACAGAAACGUUUGAAAUUUCCUAUUAGUUCUACUGUUUCUGCUCAUAUGUUUACUUGGGUUCAUUUUCUCAAAUCUAAGUCUGAUGGUUUGGCUGUUAUUCCUUCAUUCUUUCACAUGGUUGCUUAUCAUAAGCUUUCUGCAGGUCAUUUUUAUUAUGUCAUGAAUGUUUCAGCUGACACUGAACCUUCCAAUUAUAAACAAGCUGUGAAGAAUCAUUUGUGGAUUAAAAGAAAGCAAGAUGGCUCAAUAGAAAAAUAUAAGGCCAGAUUAGUUGCCAGAGGUUUCACUCAACAAGAAGGGAUAGAUUUUAUUGACACAUUUUCACCUGUUGCCAAGUUAGUCACAGUAAAGAUUCUUUUGGCUUUAGCUGCUAUUCAUAAUUGGGAGCUUCACCAAUUAGAUGUUAAUAAUGCUUUUUUGAAUGGAGAUCUUAAGGAAGAAGUAUUUAUGGAUAUCCCUCCAGGUUAUAAGUAUUCAUCAGUUGCUUUUUCUACUUCUAGAUUGUCUUCUUCUGAUCAUUCUUUAUUUACUAGAGGUUCUUCUUCUCAGUUUCUUGCUUUAAUUGUCUAUAUGGAUGAUAUGAUUAUUGCAGGACCUUCUUCCAUAGAGAUACAGAAGGAUUUGGGCAAGCUGAAUUUUUUUCUUGGUAUUGAGAUAGCUAGGAAUUCCACUGGCAUUGUCCUUUCUCAAAGGCAGUAUACUCUAAAAUUGUUAGAGGAUGCUGGUUAUUUGGGUUGUAAGCUAGCUUUGCUGCCCAUGGAUCCCAAAGCUCAGCUCAAUAAUGAAGAAGGGGAUCUUCUUGAGGAUGGCUCUGAGUAUAGGAGAUUGGUUGGUAGGCUGUUUUACCUCACCAUUACUAGGCCAGAUAUUACUUAUGUUGUGCAUAAGCUCAGCCAAUAUGUUUCCAAGCCUAGGGUUCCCCAUGUUCGUGCCAUUCAUCACAUCUUGAGAUACCUCAAGGCUUCUCCUGGUAAAGGCAUUUUUUAUUCUUCAAAAUCCUCUCUUGCUGUUAAAGAUUUUUUAGAUGCAGAUUGGGGAUCAUGUCCAGACACUAGGAAGUCCACCACAUGAUUUGUGUUUUCAUUGGGGAUUCUCUCAUUUCUUGGAAGGCCAAGAAACAAGCUACUGUUUCCAAGAGCUCUGCAGAAGCUGAGUACAGGGCUUUAUCCAUGACUUCCAGUGAGCUCAUCUGGAUUAUUCAGAUUCUUCAAGAUUCAACAUCCC
Molecule: messenger RNA, 1914 nt
Organism: Erythranthe guttata (spotted monkey flower)
Lineage: Eukaryota; Viridiplantae; Streptophyta; Magnoliopsida; Lamiales; Phrymaceae
Source: RefSeq, a predicted model, not a curated record